UAAAAUAGGAGUGUUCGACGAUUUGCGGCUUUCAGACGACAGAAGACGGGACAACAUGGCCGCCUGUGCAGACGACAGUUCGUCUCCUCUGUCGGACGUGUUUCAGCAGGCUGUGGACCAUGUAGCCACCAUAGCUCCACAACUUAGCGCCGAUCAACUCCUGUAUCUGUACGCCAGGUAUAAACAGGUUAAUGUCGGAAGAUGUAACACUGCCAAACCAGGCUUCUUUGAUUUCCAAGGAAAACAGAAAUGGGAUGCAUGGAACAGUCUAGGUGGCAUGGCUCAGGACCAGGCUAUGACAGAGUAUGUGGAUGGUGUGAGGAAAGCAGACCCCACAUGGGAACCCAGAGAAGGAGGAGACUCCAAGAAGACUUCAUUCAUGGGCCCAGUAGUUAGUACAAUGUCAUUUGAAGAAGAAUAUAUCAGUGACAAAAACAAGACUGUGUUUGAUUGGUGUAAAGAAGGAAACGCAAAGCAAAUGGCAAGGCUGCUGUCCAAUGGGGAUGUAGAUAUCAACCAACAGGACACAGAGGGCCUGUCUCUUCUACACUGGGCAUGUGACAGAGGACAUGAGGAUGUAGUCAGAGAAUUACUACAACACAAAGCAAACAUCAAUAUCCAGGACGAAGAUGGACAAACACCUUUGCAUUAUGCUGCUACUUGUGAGUUCCUCAGUAUUGUACAGCUGCUGUUGGACAGCAGUGCUGACCCCUCCAUACCUGACAGCGAGGGCAGCCUUCCCCUGGACAGCACAGACAGCAAACAAAUCAAGGAGCUGCUGACUCAGUGGACAGCAAAGAGUAACACAUAGCAGUGCCAGAAAUCAGAACUAUGUGAUUGUGAUUUGACUGAAUAUCUUCCAGACAUUUCCCUACUCUCUGCAUAGAUAGACGUUUUCACAGGAAACCCAAGUGUUGAAUUGUUAUAAACUUUUUAACAAACAUGCAUUACAAGAAUGUAUUUGAGAUAUUAUACAAGACACACACAGUUACCCCAAGUGUUGAAUUGUUAUAAACUUUUACACAAACAUGCAUUACAAGAAUGUAUUUGAGAUAUUAUACAAGACACACACAGUUACCAUUCUUUGUAAAUAGCUCUAUUAGUCAUGUAAUUGCUGUAAGAAACAGAAAUCCAUUCCAAUGUACACUUAAGUUGAUAAUCAUAUGUGGAUUUAUUAAGCAUCUGCUGUAAUUGUUGUGCCAAUACAUCCAGACAUGCAGCGUUGAUAUCACUGUCACAUUUCUUUUCAUUGAUGUCAAUGUACAUAAAUGCCAUAGGCUGUGGCAACAUAAUGGAACAACUUCAUGAAUUAAAAGGAGGGGAAAGUGAAAGGACCAUUUAAUACAUGUGGGAUAUUGUCUUACCAUAAUAACCUUUAGGUCACAGAUCAGUACAGUAACAGUAACAUUGUCAUUUCAACUUUAUUUCAGGCACUUGGCCCAUAUCACAUACAUAAUAGAUAUAAAAACAUACAAUACAACAAUACAAAUACACUUUAUAUACAAUAAAAUGUUGAUUAGCCAGGGCUUUUGUAAACAAGAUUCACAUAA
Branchiostoma floridae (Florida lancelet) is the source of this 1550-nucleotide messenger RNA. RefSeq names its product acyl-CoA-binding domain-containing protein 6-like. Gene Ontology annotation, molecular function: fatty-acyl-CoA binding; protein binding. The transcript has 8 exons. Lineage: Eukaryota; Metazoa; Chordata; Leptocardii; Amphioxiformes; Branchiostomatidae. The coding region runs from base 56 to 811 and encodes 251 amino acids. The record is from RefSeq and is a predicted model, not a curated record.